This is a messenger RNA of Cynara cardunculus var. scolymus (artichoke), 1258 nucleotides long. RefSeq lists its product as uncharacterized. Bases 63 to 638 code for a protein of 191 amino acids. The record is from RefSeq and is a predicted model, not a curated record. Lineage: Eukaryota; Viridiplantae; Streptophyta; Magnoliopsida; Asterales; Asteraceae. The transcript has 5 exons.
AACUACAAAAUCUGCAAACACUGCGUGAGUCAAAUCGAGAAUCUCUCUGUGUGUAUUAGAUUAUGACGAUGGAGCAUUCAUUAUGGGGAAAUUUACCUCUGUUGGUGAGAGCGAAUUCGAAGGAAUCGGUGGAGUACAUACUCGAGACUCUAUGGAGAACUCGCAAAGUUGGUCUUGAUUCAACCGAUCGCGAUGUUAUCCGUGAUAUGCUUCAGCUUCAGAAUGAUGCCGACCUCGAUCCUCUUUUGGUAUGCCUUCGUAUGUUGAUUCGUAGAUGUGUUUAUGAGAACACCAAUAAGGAUGAAAUACAAAAGCUGUUCCCAACUGAAGUCUUGCCUGAGAUACAGAGAUUAUUGACACUUCUGCUCCAGAAGUUCCAUAAAGAGUGGAGAGAAGAUAUAUUGAAAGUUCAGGAUACAUUACCCAGUCUGAAGACAAUGACUUGGAACAUGGCAAAUGAAAACCUUGAAUCUGCAGAUCCUGUGGCUGUCAUUAGUUUGAAGCUUCAGAGCAACACAAGACCAAGUUCAGGAGAUAUGGAUGUGAACUUCCAGUUGGCUAAAGACACACUAGAGACGAUGUUGAAGUCUAUGUACUCUAAAAGAGAUCAACUAUCCGACCCUGAGAUGAACCACUAGAACUAGCAGAUUUGACUUGAGUCAGACUAGAGAUGGUGCAAAAAGUUCGGUCGAAAACAGUUUUCCAUCGGGAGGUUAACCUUUAUUCCGUUGAACUUUGGUUUGGUAAGCAUUGUGUUGUAGAUUUUCCCCUUACAUCACGGCUGUAAAUUCGGUUAGAACAUGCAACUUUUUGUGGUUUUGCAUGGUGGGAUCUUGGCAUCUUGCUAUCUUUACAUGUUGAAUGCCCGACACUUGGGUGUUUGUGUUUGGUAGAAAAAUCAACCAUCAUGGUUCAUGUGACUCAAAUGGAGGAACAUGGGUUGGCCUAAAUUCUGGUAUGCUGUUUUGCUCUAAAAUCGUUGUGCUAUCAUGUUCUGUACUACUACUGGAUCUGAAGUAAGUCCUUGCUUUCAUCAAUUUGUUAUGGUGCAGAGCCCCUAGAAAAUGGAGUUAUGAUUAUGCAAAUCCAACUAAGAAUCAAGUGGUACUUUUAUCUUCAUCCAUAAGCAAAAGCAAGGUACACAUUGUGAAAUGCAAUAAGAAUUGCUCUUCUAUUUUUAGGGUUGAGGGUGCAAGGACAAUUGAGGUUGGACAUGGGCUAUGUUUGGUAAACAUAAGUUUGUCUUAUUUUUUGAGCU